Microsporum canis CBS 113480 is the source of this 6504-nucleotide messenger RNA. RefSeq names its product E3 ubiquitin-protein ligase ubr1. Gene Ontology annotation, molecular function: zinc ion binding; ubiquitin protein ligase activity. The record is from RefSeq and is a predicted model, not a curated record. Bases 1 to 6504 code for a protein of 2167 amino acids. Lineage: Eukaryota; Fungi; Ascomycota; Eurotiomycetes; Onygenales; Arthrodermataceae. The transcript has 2 exons. Gene Ontology annotation, biological process: protein ubiquitination; ubiquitin-dependent protein catabolic process via the N-end rule pathway. Gene Ontology annotation, cellular component: cytoplasm; ubiquitin ligase complex.
AUGCCUCGAUCCCUGGCGGACGUUGAGAAGUCGCUGGGCCAGGCGCUGGUGGGAUUCCCAGCCCGAUACCAGAAUCGAUACGACGAUAAGGCUAGAAAGGAGCUCAUAGAGAUCCUAUUCCGCUCUCUUACAGGCCAUAACGAUGAGUACCUACGGUUACUAUUCCCCAACGGCCCUGGGAAUGGGUGCUGGAACCUAUCGAAGGCUCAAGGCCUGGAGGCUGGGGCGGAAUACUCAGAGGCCGCGCGAGGAAAACGAUGCGGACACACUUUCAAGUCCGGCGAUGCGGGAUACCACUGUAUAACCUGCUCGAUAGACGAGACCUGUUGCCUAUGUAAUCGAUGCUUCAACGCCUCGGACCAUACCGGGCAUAAAUAUGCUUUUUUUGUCUCGAGCGGACAUUCUGGAUGCUGUGAUUGUGGAGACGAAGAGGCCUUCCGGGUGCCCGUCAACUGUGCAAUCCAUACUGCACUGGAGAGUGAUGGCCAGGAGGAGAAGAAGAAGAAGGAUGAGAAUCCGGUGCCAGAGAUGUUGGUUGCCUACAUCAGGAUGACCAUGGCUCGCGUUCUCGACUACUUUUGUGACGUGAUAUCCUGCUCUCCCGAGCAAUUGCGGCUCCCCAAGACCGAGGCAGGAAUCAGACAGGAUGAAGUCGUCUCUAGACUGUCCGGAGAUUGGUAUCAUGCUAGUGAUCCUGAGGAGAGUGAGCCGGAAUUUGCCCUAGUGCUCUGGAAUGACGAGAAACAUACCAUCAACGAAGUCACAAAUCAGGUAGCCCGUGCCUGCCGGGAGCGAGAAAGGUUCGGGCUGCAAAAGGCCAAUGAAUCAGAUGAGGUCGGCAGGAGUGUGGUGAAAUAUUCAAAGAACCUCUCCGGACUGCUCGAUGUCUCGAGGAUCAUAGAACAGAUUAGAGUCACCGUCACCGUCCGGUCUGCCAGAGAUACUUUCCGAGAGCAGAUGUGUGCCACUAUAAUUGAUUGGCUUUCCGAUAUCUCUGGUUGUCGUGUUGGCGACGAUGGCUCGUUGCUACGACUCAUGGUCUGCGAGCAGAUGCUCCAACCCUGGCACCCUGGAAGUGCUGCUUCUAACGCUGGGAUUGGCAACAAGGGAAUUGACGACCAGAGCCUGGAUGAUGGCCGGAUCUACCAAGCUGUCCAAAUUGCUCAGGCUGAGAUUCUAGCUGCGGAAAUGGUUGAUUUUACUGACGCUGAAAUGGAAGACACAGAGGAUAUAAGACGGGCGGCGGAGGAUGAUGACGAUGAAGAUAUGGACGACGCAGAGGUUGACCAGGUGCAACUAGAUAUGCACGUACAGCAGGUUCUCGGCGACGCUGCUGGAAAUACUGAUGAGGCCGACCUUGACAUGGAGACGCGAGCAGAGGCGGACAUUGCAGAGUUUGGGCUCCCGCCGCAGCCUCCGCCACCGCCUCCACCGCCAGAGCAGCCUCCUCCUGGGGAUGGUGAUCCGCUCGUAAUUCUCCCUGUGACAGAUGAUCCGCAAUUCUCUAGGAAGCCUGUCGCCAUACCGAAGACUCCGGGAGUAAAGCAGAAAGCUAACCCUACAUGCCUACCACAUUGGCAAGAAAAGCCACGUCUAUUCCAUGAGAGGAGAAAUUUGCCGCACGAAGACCUCCAGCAAAGGACGCGGUUAGACUGGCUGAUUUUAUAUGAUUUGCGCCUGUGGAAGAAGACUCGCACUGAUGUGCGAGAGUUGUACUUGGCUACUGUCGUCAAUGUCCCCGAGUUCAAGAGGGUGCUUGGUUUGCGAUUCUCUGCGCUAUACACUGCUCUGGCCCAGCUGUACCUCAUUGCAGAUAGAGAGCCCGACCAUUCAAUUAUUAAGCUCUCUCUUCAGCUGUUCACGACACCAUCUAUCACAAAGGAAAUAGUUGAGCGCGGGAAUUUUCUUACUAGUAUAAUGGCUAUCCUUUAUACCUUCCUUACAACAAGGCAGGUUGGCGAGCCUCAUGAUGUCAGCCCUACGGCUACCCUUGCGAUGGACUCUGGGUCAAUCACUAAUCGCAGAUUAUAUCACUUUUUCCUCGAUCUAAGGUACAUCCUUGCCUCCGAGCAUAUUCAAAGCUAUUUAAGGACGGAGAGACAGUAUCUUUUGCAGUUUAUGGAUCUCGUCAAGCUUACCCAGGGUAUUUGCCCUAACGUCAGAGCCGUUGGAGAGCAUCUAGAAUAUGAAACGGAUGCGUGGAUAGGGGCUUCCAUUCUGAUGAGAGAAGUGACUCGCCUAUGCAGGAUAUUCUGUGAAGCGUUCCGUCCAAAUAACCUCACUGAAGGAGAUAGCAACCUCGCAGAUGCAAUUAUGCACGCUGCGCUUGCAACAAUGGUCAAUUCAAUGGGCCUGGAAAGAAAACGUUUUGUCCAAGCCGAAAUUAAAGAGCCAGUACGGUUUAAAACGGUGCCGUACCUCGAAUUUGAGAUUAAUGCAUAUAACCAAAGUGGACGCCACACCGUGGUUGAUUUCGUUGUUGAGAAAGGGUCGCUGAGUUUCCACCAUGCUCUCCAUUAUAUUCUCUCCUGGCUCCUGGAAUGCGCGAGAAGCAAGCCAAAAGACUGGGUACGAAGUCUUCUGGUCCAAGCAGUCACGUUGAUGAAGGAAAAAUAUUCUGUUACUCCACCGCAAGCGCUGGAUGCAGACGACGUCAUCCUAGCGAUGUUUGACUUCCCAAUAAGGGUUUGUGCCUGGCUUGCCCAAAUGAAGGCCGGCAUGUGGGUUAGAAACGGAAUGAGUCUCAGGCAUCAAAUGGGCCAGUAUCGUGCGGUAAUCUCCCGAGAUGUUGCGUACUGUCGAGAUAUUUUCUUGAUACAAGCUGCUAUGGCGAUCUGUGAUCCGAGCCGUGUGCUUGCAACCUUAUGCGAUAGAUAUGGAAUAUUGGAAUGGAUGAAAGGAGAAUAUGUAGAUCGCCCUGGUUACGACGAAGGACAGCAUGUGGAUGUCGCUGACGAAUUUAUACAUCUUUUGAUCAUAUUGAUAUCUGAACGGACCUCUUUCUCGACGGGAGAAGAUGGCUCUGCUAUUCAACAUCAUAUUAUCAGAAGAGACAUUGCUCACACCCUAUGCUUCAAACCGCUCGCUUAUACCGAUCUUAGUGCUAGGAUACGGGAUGAGGUAGUUGAGGCUAGGGAUUUCCAGCAGAUCCUUGAAGAAGUUGCUACCUUCCGUCCGCCGGAUGGUCUCAACGACACUGGAACAUUUGAACUAAAGCCACAGUAUAUAGGCUUGAUAGAUCCGUAUUCCACGCAAUAUAGCAGAAAUCAACGGGACGAGGCGGAGAACAUUUUCAAACAAUGGAAAGCUAAAUCAACAGGAAAAAGUGUUCAAGAAGCUAUCUUUGAACCAAAGCUAGAACCAGUUCCCGCUGGUUUAUUCACUGGAUAUACCAAAUUUACCCGGACGCCUCUGUUUGCUCAAAUUAUUCACCAGUUCUUAGAGUACUGUCUAAUGUUCAAAAUAUGCACGCCUACAAUUCAGUUGACGCGGAUCGAACCCUUCCUCCAAACUAUUCUCCACCUAACGCUACUUGCUGUCUUAGAGGAUCCCCGUGCAGAUAAGGAGAACCCCGAGGCAGAAAAGGAGACAUUCACUUUCCAUGUUCUUACCAAAUCCAAAUCAACGCAACUUGGGGAUUUAACCAUUAUCGGGCUAUUCCAAAAAAUAUCGGAGGCCCCGCCCUAUGAAGCCUGUGCGCCAAAAAUCAGGCAUAUACUGAAAGGCCUUUGGAAGAACAAUCCAAGGUUGUACUCCGUCAUUUCAAAUGAUCUUGUGUUCCCAUAUGGCAAUAUUUAUCAGUCUUCUUCUACUCCUGUAUCAGACAAUGAGGCAGAGCAAAAGAAGAAACGAGCCCUUGAAAGACAGGCAAAAAUCAUGGCGCAGUUCAAGCAACAGCAACAAUAUUUCUUAAAUAGCCAGGAAAAUAUUGAUUUGGGUGAAGAUGAGUUUGACGAAGCAGAGGAGCCGCUGCGAUUCUCGGAGGAGGUAAUUCGGAAGUAUCCUUCUGGGAACUGUAUCUUGUGUCAGGAAGAUACCAAUGACUCAAAAUUAUAUGGAACAUUUGCACUUGUCACUGAAAGCUCCAUUUUCAGGGAGACUGACUUGAAGGAUCAGGAUUUCGUUAAAGAGGCUCUUGCAACACCCUCAUCACUAGAUAAAUCGGCUGAGUCGAUUCGUCCGUUUGGAGUUGCUAGUGAAAAUUUCGAGCGCGUUCGACAAUUAGACUCAAAAGGUGAGCUGAUAAUAUCAACGAAGCAAGGUCUAGGGAAAGGGUUCCCGGCGGAGCUACAUAAACAAGGCCCCAUUUCCACAGGCUGUGGGCACAUUAUGCAUUAUAAGUGCUUUGAAACCUAUUACGCAGCUACCCGGCGACGGCACAACCAGCAAGUAGCUCGAAACCACCCCGAGAACCUCAACUUGAAUGAAUUCGUCUGCCCACUUUGCAAGGCCCUUGGAAACGCUUUUCUUCCUAUUAUAUGGAGAGGGCAAGAAAUGUCAUACCCGGGGGUAGCAGCUCCUAAAAUACCUUUUCGAGACUAUAUAUAUAGAAAGAUAGACCCGAUUCUUCUAAGGUUCAGUAAAUGCGCAUUGCCCAAAGACGAUGAUAAAAGUUUUAUCCCUGGAUAUGGGGGGUUUUUUGCUCGAUACUUAUCGACCACAUUAACACCAUCCCUCUCCCACGGUGCAGAUGAUUAUUUAAUCUCUGGAGCGAGAGAUCCACGCGGAUUGAUAGGUGAUUAUAAUGCUACUUUCAGAUUCAAUGGCUACCAGGGCUUCGCAGAUGGACAGAUAUCGGAAGAUGAUGACAGGCCCUUUCGAACUCUGCCAGAUGAUUCCCCGGCUACCCACAACCCUGGCGCAACCUUAGCGGCAUUGAUUGGUGCACCGACACUGGCAAAUAUUCCAAAUCCUACCAGUUCCUCAGAAGGAGGCGAAGCACAGCCCACCGAUGCUCCGUCGCCAUUUUCGGAACUUCUUGCCGUCUAUGCGAGACUACGGGAUACAAUGAGAUUCAACGCUAUCCCAUCCCGCUUCGAAUACCAGCCAGGGCAUCUUCUACCUGGAGAUUUAGUACACACCGACGCUCUAGCCAAAAUAUUUGCAUAUUCUAUCACCUCUGUUGAAAUUGCCCAAAGAGGCCAGGAAACAGGGCAAGGAAUAACUCUGGUAAGCGGUAUAUCAGAGACAUCAUUAACACACCUACGAAUUCUUUGUGAUACUGCACUUGCCUACUCCUCCUUAGGCAGCCUGGAGUUCCCUUCUGCGUUGAAAACUUCACAUGAGUUCCGUGACAUGCAUCGACGUAAGAUGAUCCAGCUCUUCUUUGGAAGUCCGUAUCUCUCAAGUACGGGAAUCUCGAAUCUUGGCCGUGAUUCUAUGGAUAUCGAGCCAUUACUUUCAACAGAUAUCUUUGCCCUUUUAGCAGAAGCUUCACUUUGCCUGGUUCCCGUUCUAGAUAUGGAGAUUAUGAAUUUGGCCCAGCUUUGCUAUAUCGCUGAGAUUAUAAAGGUGGUUCUGGCGUAUCUCUUGACGCCCCAGGGGCUGAAAGCAAAUAUGGAACAAGCUAGCGAAGAUCCUACUACUCCAGAUGAUUACUCUUUAGCCAAGGACUUUGUCAUGUGGGUUAUAUCUGCAUACAGGUCCUGCGCCUCAUUUGUUGCAGACCCGGCGUUGCAGGUGUUGUUAGAUGGAAUCGAUAGGAAUUUCAUACCCAAAUACCGACUCAGGGGCUGCCUCGAAGUGGUCCCAAAAUAUAUUCUUCCUUUCCUACGCAAAACCGCGAUAUUGCUGAACGUCAGGCACGGCGUUGACUUUGCUGAUCAUGACUCAGAUAUUAAAGACGAAUCGGAACUUGAUCGUCUAACCAUGAUCCUGCGGCUACCACCGAUUGAUGAAGUGUUCGACAAAUUGUCCGCCGCUGACGAUGGGGAUCCGCUAUCCGCUAUUGUUUGCGGGUGGAUGGAACACUUCUGUAUCUCGAAGCAUGAUGCUAAAGCCGCAGGCACCCUACAGCCACGCCUUUCUCUCAUGCACCCAGCUAUUUUUGAACUUGUUGGUCUCCCUUACUAUUUUGACUCGUUGCUGGAAGAAGCCACUCAGCGCACCUGCAUGACGACUGGAAAAGAGGUAACUGAUGCGACCAUAUGCCUCUUCUGUGGUGAGAUAUUCUGCGCCCAGGCAAGCUGUUGCAUGGUGAAUACUAGGUUGGGCGGCUGUAACCGUCAUCUUGCGAAGUGUGGACGGAAUGCUGGUAUAUUUAUCAACAUUCGAAAAUGUGCGGUGGUGCUUUUGCACAAUGGCAACGGAUGUUGGAGAUUUGCACCAUACCUCGAUGUUCAUGGAGAAGUUGAUCCUGGCUUCAGACAUCGCAGGAGGCUGAUGCUCAACCAGAAACGAUAUGACCGUCUUCUACGUGACAUGUGGCUAUCUCACAGCAUACCCUCUGCCGUGAGUAGAAAGCUGGAGUCCGAGGUCAACAACGGCGGCUGGGAGACUUUAUAA